This is a messenger RNA of Gorilla gorilla gorilla (western lowland gorilla), 1283 nucleotides long. It is a transcript of the gene NANS, whose product is annotated as N-acetylneuraminate synthase. NCBI's taxonomy places the organism in Eukaryota, Metazoa, Chordata, Mammalia, Primates, Hominidae. The coding region runs from base 134 to 1261 and encodes 375 amino acids. Gene Ontology annotation, molecular function: N-acylneuraminate-9-phosphate synthase activity. The transcript has 7 exons. The record is from RefSeq and is a predicted model, not a curated record. Gene Ontology annotation, biological process: carbohydrate biosynthetic process.
CCUUCUUCCACCACAUGGCUGUGCUAGAGUUUCUGAGCCUAGCCUGGCUCAAAAGGCUCCCCAGUUCAUGGAUUGUUCAUUUCUCAAUUAAACUCCUUUAAAUUUAAUUCAGCUGAAGUUUUGCUUUCAUCAGAUGGGGUCAGAAGCAGGAUCUGAAGUAGAGCUUCUUCUAAUGACCCCCGGGGUGCUGAGUGAUCAAGCAAGGUACCUGCAGGACCCAUUUGUGUCCAUUGAUCUCUUGGAGCAGCUGGGGAUCAUGGAGUGUGGGGCUGAUUGUGCCAAGUUCCAGAAGAGUGAGCUAGAAUUCAAGUUUAAUCGGAAAGCCUUGGAGAGGCCAUACACCUCGAAGCAUUCCUGGGGGAAGACGUAUGGGGAGCACAAACGACAUCUGGAGUUCAGCCAUGACCAGUACAGGGAGCUGCAGAGGUACGCCGAGGAGGUUGGGAUCUUCUUCACUGCCUCUGGCAUGGAUGAGAAGUGCCUUUUGCUCCCCACCAUGAUUCUGAGACCUGCCCAGCCAUGUGAAACUAUGGCAGUUGAAUUCCUGCAUGAACUGAAUGUUCCAUUUUUCAAAGUUGGAUCUGGAGACACUAAUAAUUUUCCUUAUCUGGAAAAGACAGCCAAAAAAGGUCGCCCAAUGGUGAUCUCCAGCGGGAUGCAGUCAAUGGACACCAUGAAGCAAGUUUAUCAGAUCGUGAAGCCCCUCAACCCCAACUUCUGCUUCUUGCAGUGUACCAGCGCAUACCCGCUCCAGCCUGAGGACGUCAACCUGCGGGUCAUCUCGGAAUAUCAGAAGCUCUUUCCUGACAUUCCCAUAGGGUAUUCUGGGCAUGAAACAGGCAUAGCGAUAUCUGUGGCCGCAGUGGCUCUGGGGGCCAAGGUGUUGGAACGUCACAUAACUUUGGACAAGACCUGGAAGGGGAGUGACCACUCGGCCUCGCUGGAGCCUGGAGAACUGGCCGAGCUGGUGCGGUCAGUGCGUCUUGUGGAGCGUGCCCUGGGCUCCCCAACCAAGCAGCUGCUGCCCUGUGAGAUGGCCUGCAAUGAGAAGCUGGGCAAGUCUGUGGUGGCCAAAGUGAAAAUUCCGGAAGGCACCAUUCUAACAAUGGACAUGCUCACCGUGAAGGUGGGUGAGCCCAAAGGCUAUCCUCCUGAAGACAUCUUUAAUCUAGUGGGCAAGAAGGUCCUGGUCACUGUUGAAGAGGAUGACACCAUCAUGGAAGAAUUGGUAGAUAAUCAUGGCAAAAAAAUCAAGUCUUAAAAAUAAAGUGCCAUUCUCUGAA